CUUUUUAACAAGUAGCUUUUUUUUUGCUCUCCUCUUUUGUUUCUACACUUGAAUUAUUUUUUAUUUUUCAACGUAGAUUUAUAACACUCCCAAACUUUUUUCUUUGAAAAAACAAAAACAAAACAAAACAUAUCAUUAUGUCUCGUCUUUACGUUGGUCGUCUUCCCCGCGACUUCCGCGACCGCCGCGACGCCGAGGACGUGAUGCACGACUUUAACAACCGCGAGUUUAUGGGCGAGCGUCUUUUGAUUGAGCCCGCUCGCGUCGAGCGUCGUUCGGAGCGCGGGGAUCGCGGGGAUCGCGGAGGGGAGCGUCGUCCGGAGCGCGGCGAUUUUGGUCGUCGUGAGGAGCGUGGCGCCCGUGGCGCUCGUAUGGGCGGCCCGAUGAGCGCGCCUCAGAGGACUCCGUUCCGCAUGCUGGUCGAGAAUCUGUCGUCGUCUGUUAGCUGGCAG
Kickxella alabastrina is the source of this 452-nucleotide messenger RNA. RefSeq lists its product as uncharacterized. The transcript has 2 exons. The annotation marks the transcript as partial. The record is from RefSeq and is a predicted model, not a curated record. Gene Ontology annotation, molecular function: nucleic acid binding. Lineage: Eukaryota; Fungi; Kickxellomycota; Kickxellomycetes; Kickxellales; Kickxellaceae.